AGGGGUGAAGCCCUCUGCUGUAUGGCAGGUACAUCUGGAACCCUGGAGGGAGAGAUGGAGGAGAAGAAGCUCCACCAUGCUGUGCAGCUCAGCUUGUUCUAUAGAUGUUUCAGUCCCCUGUUUUGGUGCUGAUGUGCCCUCUAGUGGACACUUGUUAAAUCCUCCAGCACACAGACGGUACACAGGUGGAGGACUGCAGCUGGAUGAGGAGUUUUGAGACAGAGGAGGAGGUGAAGGAGAAAGAGGAGGAGGAGGAGAGGAAUUCUCUGCGUGUUUAUUUUGGAAGUACAGCACCCUGCAGGGACCGCUCCGUCAGCGUGUGUGUAGGAGAGACAGGAACUGAGACACUAGCUGAGCUCUUGCACUCGGUUGCAUCAGUAUCGCUCUGCAGUAGGAAAUUCUGCUUCAUUCUCAGUCGGGGCCACUUGAAGCUGGUGUGGAGCCCGAGUCUGAUGAAAACACCAGGCCACCUCACCACCCCUGUCCUCAGCUAAAGUUCAUGAGUGUUUACAAAGAUCAGAGAACCUCAGUGAGAUCAGAGAACCUCAGUGAGGGUUAAAGACGUUCUGUUCUGCUGGGGGUUUGGUGAUGGUUCAGUGGUGCAGCUCAGAUCUUCUCUCAGAUGUCUCUGUCUCCUUUUCACCUUUACACAGACUCUCUGAUUGGUCCAGCCAGCUGCUGCCAAUCAAUACGCCUGUCCCCGCCAUGCCUCUCCAUGCCCCAUGUGCCCCUUGCCCUUCUGAGGGGGGUAUAUAUAGCACACACAACGAGCUGAUCACCCCCGGCACUGGAAACCAUGAGGCUCGCUCUGUGCUGCUGCCUUCUCGGCCUUCUGGCUCUCACCACUGCUGAUCCAGUGAGUGAGCUGCCUGAGGAUGAAGCACUGAUGCACCUGAAGCUGCAGCAGGACAGCGGUGACCUGUUCCCCUGCUGCGAUGGUGCUGAGGAGAUCAGCCAGACCUCCUCCAACGACACGCCAGCUCCUGAACGAGCCGUCUGCCCGCCCUGCGCCACAGCUCCUCACCUGUCUGUGCCCACUGAAGGAGGUGUAACCAGUGAGGAGGAGGAUGUGCAGGGGCUGAGUGAAGAGGAACUGAGCCGGGAGGACGAUUCAGACCUGGAGAAGGAAACAUCCGAGGAGUCUGUGGAGGAGGAACAUGAAAACGAUUCUCAUGGGGAUGAGGAACCUGCUGAUGAGGAAGAUGAAGACACUGAAGUAGUGGAUGAGCUGGAAAAAGAGGAGGUAGAGGAGGAAUAUGCAGGUGAGGACACCAUGGAAGAUGAAGAAGAGGAGAACACUGUGGAGGAAGAAGCUUCUGAAGAGGAAUCUCAGGAAGGAGACCAUGAGGUUGGGGCUGUGGAGGAGGAACCUGUAGAGGAGGACCCCACACCAGAGGAACUGCAAGAACAUGAGAUUGACCCCCCUACACCUGUGGCUGAAAGCAGCACCAUCAUUGAAAGGUUAAUGGCAGAAGCCGCUCCUGUAGAGGAACAUGAAGCUCCUGCAGGUGCUACACUGUCAGAAGAGGAGGAACCGACAGAGGAACCUGUGGAGGUGGAGGAGACUGUAGAGGAAGUGACAGUUGAAGAUGUCGAACCAUCAUCAGAAGAGCAGGUCAGCUCUGAAGAGGAAUCAACUCCAUCAUCGUCUGAGGAGGCAUCAUCUAAACGUCCAGUAAAAGUGCAUCAGACCACGUCUGAGGGUUUCAGGACCAGGGACCGCUCUCACAUCGACGACACCCUCCGCACUGUCACCGACGGUCCUUCAGAGCGCUUUUCAGUGAUUCUGAAGAAGCUGCAGCACAUCUAUCACACGGCCAUUAAACCUCUGGAGGAGGCUUAUAGGUACAAGGAGCUCCGACAGCACGACGUCUCAGAUGCUGAGAUCGCCUCCAAACCCAUGGUGCUGUUCCUGGGUCCCUGGAGUGUGGGCAAAUCUACCAUGAUCAACUACCUGCUGAACCUGCACAAAACACCUCAGGAGCUCUACACAGGUGCCGAGCCCACCACCUCCGAGUACACGGUCAUAAUGCACGGGGAGAAGGUGCGCACCAUCGAGGGCAUCGUCAUGGCGACCGACACCGCCCGCUCCUUCUCGCCGCUAGAGAAGUUUGGUCAGGGCUUCCUGGAGAAGCUGGUGGGCAUCGAGAUGCCACACAAACUGCUGGAACGGGUCACACUGGUGGAUACGCCGGGCAUCAUAGAGAACCGUAAACAGCAGGAAAGAGGUUACCCGUACAACGAGGUCUGCCAGUGGUUCAUCGACCGAGCCGAUCUGAUCUUCCUGGUGUUCGACCCCACCAAGCUGGACGUGGGUUUGGAGUUGGAGACGCUCUUCAGACAGAUGAAGGGGCGCGAGUCUCAGAUCCGGAUCAUCCUGAACAAAGCCGACAGCCUGGUACCUCAGGAGCUCAUGCGCGUCUACGGCGCCCUCUUCUGGAGCCUGGCACCGCUCAUCAACGUGACGGAGCCUCCGCGCGUGUACGUCGGCUCGUUCCACCCUCAGGAGUACGCCCCCGACACCCCGGUGUCGCUCAUGGUGAACGAGGAGAUCUCCCUCCUAGAGGACCUGAAGCAGGCUAUCGAGAACCAGCUGGAGAACAAGAUCGCCUUUCUGCGCCGCCACGCCAUCCGCGUCCGCGUCCACGCCCUGCUGGUGGACCGCUAUCUCCAAACGUAUUACGAGAAGCUGGGCUGGUUCGGCAACUCCCACGAGGUGAUGAAUGAAAUCUUUGCCGAUCCGGACCGCUUCUACAUUUAUAAAUCUGUUUUGGUUAAAACCAACGUGAGCAAGUUCGACCUGCCGGAGCCGGAGGUGUACCGCGACUUCUUCAACGUCAACGGCUUCAGAGACUUCAAACUGCUGGAGAAGCACUGCGGGUGGAGGGGAGGCUGCCUGCUGGAGAACAUCGAGAGUGCCAUCACGCACGAGCUGCCCGCUCUGCUCGCCAGUCUCGCCAAGAACGAGGAGAAGCCCAAACCUGAGGAGAAGCCCAAAAAUCCCUGGAGGAGGCAGUAAGAGAGGCAGGAUGGGAUUGAGAAAAUGGAACUGGGAUUAAAGGGGUUCAUACUGGGGAGCAGCUUUAUUUUAGACUGGACUCAAAACGUCGAGCCUGGGAAUGGAUGAACGGAUGAUGAUGAUUGGAUGGAUUAAUGAGUGAAUGAAUGAAUAAAAAAUGUUAACAAGAAAUAAAAGAAAAUUAGUGUCAAAUAAAUAAAAAUUUAAUCAUGUAGGAAACUGAAUUAUAUUUAUUCGAUCUUUUAUUUAUUCUGUUUUUUCUUUCUGUGAAGCUAAUCAGAAUCUUUUGAUCUUAAUGUUUGAAGUUUAUUCUGGAUGUUUUUGUGUUAUUUGGGGUGAUUUAGUUUUUGGUGAUGAUAUGAAAUGUGUUUGCAUGUAAAUAUAAACAGGUUUUAGCAAAAUCUACCACAUUAAAUACUCCACUGCACCGCUGUAUUUUCUUUCUCACUGUACUCACUGUAUCCACGGUACUCCUGUAUUUUCUUUCUCACUGUAUUUGCUGUUUUACUGUAUUUAGUGUUCUCACAGUACUCUCUGUACUCCCUGUAUUCACUGUAUCCACUAUAUAUCCACUGUACUCUCUGUAUUCUCUGUACUUGCUGUACUCCGAGUUCUCACUGUACUCACUAUAUUCACUGUGUUGUGAAUGUUUUAUUGAAGAGACUGUAUGGAAA
Molecule: messenger RNA, 3693 nt
Organism: Trichomycterus rosablanca
Lineage: Eukaryota; Metazoa; Chordata; Actinopteri; Siluriformes; Trichomycteridae
Product: sarcalumenin-like
Exons: 13
Coding region: 797-3019 (740 amino acids)
Molecular function (GO): GTP binding
Source: RefSeq, a predicted model, not a curated record